Molecule: messenger RNA, 3653 nt
Organism: Vicugna pacos (alpaca)
Lineage: Eukaryota; Metazoa; Chordata; Mammalia; Artiodactyla; Camelidae
Gene: ODF2
Product: outer dense fiber of sperm tails 2
Biological process (GO): regulation of cilium assembly
Cellular component (GO): centrosome
Source: RefSeq, a predicted model, not a curated record
UUUGGCGGGGCGGGGCAUCUCUGUGACGCCAGGGGCUGGGCCUAAAUGGCGAAACCCGAGAGGCUCCCCGGGGGGUUUGAACUGGCCAAUGGGCGAGCUGCCGAUCGGGUGUCGAAAAAGGAGGCGGAAGCGGGGAGGAGUCGCCGCCGGGGCUGGACUGCAUCCGCCGCGGCGUCUCCAUGGCACGACCCUGGCCUCCGACUUCAACGACUUCAUAAGGAGGCGUUUCUGGGCGCAGCCGUGUCGCUCCUGGUUUCCAUCGUGUGGGAAGAACGGAGUAACGAGUCUCACGCAGAAAAAGGUCUUGAGGACACCUUGUGGCGCACCCAGUGUGACUGUGACGAAGCGAACCAUGAAGGACCGCUCUUCAACUCCCCCCUUACAUGUUCACGUGGAUGAGAACACCCCUGUCCACGUCCACAUUAAAAAACUCCCGAAACCAUCAGCGACCAACAGCCAGAAAUCUCAUAAGCGCGGAAUGAAAGGGGACACCGUGAAUGUGCGGCGGAGUGUCCGGGUGAAAACCAAGGUACCUUGGAUGCCCCCUGGAAAAUCAUCCACCCGGCAUGUGGGAUGCAAGUGGGAGAAUCCACCCCAUUGCCUGGAGAUCACGCCACCGUCUUCAGAAAAGCUAGUCUCAGUGAUGCGGUUAAGUGACCUCUCUACAGAAGAUGAUGACUCGGGUCAUUGUAAAAUGAACCGUUAUGAUAAGAAGAUUGACAGUCUCAUGAAUGCGGUUGGUUGUCUCAAGUCUGAGGUCAAGAUGCAGAAGGGAGAGCGCCAGAUGGCCAAAAGGUUCCUAGAGGAACGCAAGGAGGAGCUGGAGGAGGUGGCCCAGGAGCUGGCCGAGACGGAGCACGAGAACACGGUGCUGAGGCACAACAUCGAGCGCAUCAAGGAGGAGAAGGACUUCACCAUGCUUCAGAAGAAACACCUCCAGCAGGAGAAGGAGUGCCUCAUGUCCAAGCUGGUGGAGGCUGAAAUGGAUGGGGCUGCCGCUGCCAAACAAGUCAUGGCCCUGAAGGACACCAUCGGGAAACUGAAGACAGAGAAACAAAUGACCUGCUCGGACAUCAACACCCUGACGAGGCAGAAAGAACUUCUCCUCCAGAAGCUGAGCACAUUUGAGGAGACCAACCGCACCCUCCGAGACCUGUUGAGGGAACAGCACUGCAAAGAGGAUUCUGAAAAGCUGAUGGAGCAACAAGGAGCACUACUGAAACGGCUGGCGGAGGCGGACUCUGAAAAAGCGCGCCUGCUAUUACUGCUGCAAGACAAGGACAAGGAGGUGGAAGAGCUCCUCCAGGAAAUACAAUGUGAGAAGGCUCAAGCGAAGACAGCAUCUGAGCUUUCAAAGUCCAUGGAAUCCAUGCGUGGCCAUUUGCAGGCGCAGCUUCGGUGCAAAGAGGCAGAGAACAGUCGCCUGUGCAUGCAGAUCAAGAACCUGGAGCGCAGUGGAAACCAGCACAAGGCGGAAGUGGAGGCCAUCAUGGAGCAGCUGAAGGAACUGAAGCAGAAGGGAGAACGGGACAAAGAGUCGUUGAAGAAGGCCAUCCGAGCCCAGAAGGAACGAGCGGAGAAGAGUGAGGAAUAUGCGGAACAGCUGCACGUACAACUUGCUGACAAGGAUCUUUAUGUCGCUGAAGCUUUAUCUACUCUGGAAUCAUGGAGGAGCCGCUACAACCAAGUUGUGAAAGACAAGGGGGACCUUGAGCUGGAAAUUAUUGUCCUGAACGACCGGGUGACAGAUCUUGUAAACCAACAACAAACCUUGGAGGAGAAGAUGCGGGAAGACCGGGACAGCCUGGUGGAGAGACUACACCGGCAGACUGCCGAGUAUUCUGCAUUUAAACUGGAGAAUGAGAGGCUGAAGGCUAGCUUCACCCCCAUGGAGGACAAACUCAACCAGGCGCACAUCGAAGUUCAGCAGCUGAAGGCAUCGGUUAAGAACUAUGAGGGGAUGAUUGACAACUAUAAGAGUCAGGUGAUGAAGACCAGAUUGGAGGCUGAUGAAGUGGCUGCCCAGCUGGAGCGCUGUGACAAAGAGAACAAGAUCCUUAAAGAUGAGAUGAACAAAGAGAUUGAAGCGGCACGGAGGCAGUUCCAGUCCCAGCUGGCUGACCUGCAGCAGCUGCCUGACAUCCUCAAGAUCACGGAGGCUAAGUUGGCAGAGUGCCAAGACCAGCUGCAGGGCUAUGAGAGAAAGAACAUUGACCUCACAGCCAUCAUAUCAGACCUGCGCAGCCGGAUCGAACAUCAGGGGGACAAGCUGGAGAUGGCGAGAGAGAAACAUCAAGCCUCCCAGAAGGAAAAUAAACAGCUGAGUCUGAAGGUGGAUGAACUGGAGAGGAAACUGGAGGCGACCAGUGCCCAGAAUAUCGAGUUCCUACAGGUGAUUGCCAAGAGGGAGGAGGCAAUCCACCAGUCCCAGCUGCGACUGGAGGAGAAAACACGGGAAUGUGGGUCCCUGGCGAGGCAGCUGGAGAGCGCCAUUGAAGAUGCCAAGCGGCAGGUGGAACAAACCAAGGAGAAUGCAGCCUCCAAGGAGCGAGCAGCCCAGAACAAAAUCCUGGACCUUGAGACCCAGCUGAGCAGGACCAAAACUGAACUCAGCCAGCUUCGGCGGAGCCGGGAUGAUGCUGACCGCCGCUACCAGAGCCGGCUGCAAGACCUGAAAGACCGCCUGGAGCAGUCGGAGAGCACCAAUCGCAGCAUGCAGAACUACGUCCAGUUCCUCAAGUCAUCCUAUGCCAAUGUGUUUGGGGACGGUGCCUACACUACCUACCUGACCAGCUCUCCCAUCCGCUCCCGAUCUCCUCCUGCCUAAGGCCACCAUUCUUGGGCUAGGAGCUCAGAUGGAUGCCGUGGGAACUGGGGCAUUGCUAAGCCAUACCUGGAAAGCCUGUUGGUUUUCCUCUCUCUUCCAGUGAUGAAGUAUGUUCGGGAUCUUGUCUUAGCUACUAGCUCCAGAAAAGUGCCGAAAGUAGCGGGGGAUGAAGCAGGACCUACUUAAUUCUCUCCUCUCUGACAGAGUCGCCUGAUGGAAGUUUUUUAAUUACCCUGACAGGCCUUAAAUCUACUACCAUUAGGAUCAGAAUUUAACUCACCAUGACUUUGCUCAUUCCUCCCGAGAGAAUGUUCGGAUUGGACUUUCUCUCCAGUCCCCUUACAGCGCCCCUCUUUUGAGGACCCUCUCUUGGGUUUUCUCUGACCUGAAUGAGCAGGAGCUGUUAGCCAGAGGCCGUCACCGCACCUCCCGAGCACAUUCACUUGCUGUUUUCCUUAUUUCACAGGUACGGUGUCUUCCCCAAGGUGCUCCCCUCCCAAGCCCAGUGGAAACCUCUCAUGGCCAAGUGUCCUUGAGGCCACUUGGGCUCUACACUUCACAGUAGACACUUGAGGGCUUAUGUCCACUUGCCCUCGUAAAAGUUGAUUGCCAAUCUCAUUUAUUUUUGUUUCUCUUUGCCAGGUUUCUAUCUAUGGAAUGCAUUUAUUCUUGGAAAAUGUGUGUUGUUUUACAAAAAGCUUUUAUAAUCUUAUUUAAGGCUCCAUUGGAUGACUUCUUUACCCACCACCACCCCUCUUCUAAGAAUGAUUCAUUAAAGUGCUGCAGGAGAGCCAGUAAACAUUUUUAAAGGAUUUGGUGCAUGGAA